AUGCUCGUCAACUCGCUGAUUAUCAAUUCGCCCACUUCACCGAGCACAUCUUUGAAGUCGUAUUUACCUACACAUAACUCACCAUUGAAACAGAAUUCUACCGACGACUCCGAUGAUGAUCGAGCACUAGGUCUCCAUUCAGAUGAAAUCGAAACCAACAUGAAUGUAUGGCAUGACCGACUCGCUAAAAGUUUGAUUUCUCUGCAUAACGAUACACAUGUGAUUAUAUCAAGAUUCGAUGAAUUAUCUGCGAAAAACUUCGGAAGUCAAUCUGAACGUCAACAAAUUCAAUACGAACUCAUGAGAAUCGCACUGUUGCUAAAUCCAUCGGAAUUGCGAACAUUUCAGGAACAUGAAUCAAUUAGUUCGUACGCGGAUUUGACACAAAUUGAUGAACAGUAUAGUGACAGUAAAGAUACAAGACAGCAGAAACUUCGUCUAAGAGUUGAACAGAUCGUUACAAAAUUGAAAUGCGGAAUGGAUAAACUCCGAGUGGUUUUAUUCAAUCCGUUUUUCCAAAAUCAAUCUUUGCGAUAUGCUCAUAAAUAUCGUAAACGAAUGGCUAGUUGUCUCUUGGACAUCCGCGAAUGUUUGAUUGCGUACAAUCGAAUAGAUCAAAAUUCUGACAGAGAAAAGCAUGACGAGAACGAAUUGGCAAAACAUAAGAAAACUGUGAAUCUUGCCAUUGAACAAACAGUCAUUCGGAAUUCAUUGAUAGAACAACGUCUUACUGCUUAUAAACAUAAACUACAUUCAAGCAAGUCCGUAACAUCAGAUGAGUUCAUAUCAUCGCCUGUCACAUCAAUGCAAUCGAAAUUGUAUGAAAGAUUGUCAUCGAAUGAGCAGAAUAAAUAUAAUGAAGAAUCUUCUGUUAAACCAGCAGAUUUUCCUGACUUGAACUAUGAAGCAAACGAAUUCUUCAAUGCAGAAUUUUCAGCGAUUUCGGAUAUUGAGUUUGAGGAUACCAAAUAA
This is a messenger RNA of Adineta ricciae, 972 nucleotides long. The record is from the annotation of a GenBank genome assembly. NCBI's taxonomy places the organism in Eukaryota, Metazoa, Rotifera, Eurotatoria, Adinetida, Adinetidae.